Messenger RNA from Plasmopara halstedii, 150 nucleotides. RefSeq lists its product as uncharacterized. The coding region runs from base 1 to 150 and encodes 49 amino acids. The record is from RefSeq and is a predicted model, not a curated record. NCBI's taxonomy places the organism in Eukaryota, Oomycota, Peronosporomycetes, Peronosporales, Peronosporaceae. The transcript is spliced from 2 exons.
AUGCGAAACACAGCUCGUGUGCCACAAGGGACAAAUAGGAGAAGAACGGGAGAGGUAUCUCCGCAGCAACAAAUCUCUGCAGUAGUCGCAGAUUUUUACUUGCAGGAGGCCAAAACACCCGCGCCCUGCGUACCCCUUCGCUCUAGCUGA